Neoarius graeffei (lesser salmon catfish) is the source of this 3977-nucleotide messenger RNA. RefSeq names its product G protein-coupled receptor 107 (gene gpr107). NCBI's taxonomy places the organism in Eukaryota, Metazoa, Chordata, Actinopteri, Siluriformes, Ariidae. Gene Ontology annotation, molecular function: clathrin heavy chain binding. Gene Ontology annotation, biological process: clathrin-dependent endocytosis. The coding region runs from base 19 to 1614 and encodes 531 amino acids. The transcript is spliced from 18 exons. Gene Ontology annotation, cellular component: Golgi apparatus; clathrin-coated vesicle; membrane. The record is from RefSeq and is a predicted model, not a curated record.
UGGGUUGUCAUUUUAAAAAUGGCGACCGACAAAGGUUAUGUGUUUAUAUGUGUUAGCUUGAUCCUUGCGCUGCUUUCUACACCAGGUCGCUCUCGGCUUCAUCACCUGGAGCUGAAGGAUGAUGUCCGUCAGAGGGUUCACCUCAACACAUUUGGCUUUUAUAAACACGGCUACAUGCGUGUGAAGAUGAACAGCCUGAGUGUGAGUGGAGCUCCACGUGACAGCAUCGACAGCUCCACAAUCGGUUUCAGUUUGGAUCGCACAAGCAGUAACGGCUUCUCUACCUAUCUGGAUGAUGGCUUAGACUACUGCGUGCUGAAAAAGGUGCCCAGCAGUGAUUUUGCGGUGGUUCUCCUCCUGCUGGACUUCAAAAGCAACCUUGUGAGAAUGAAGACGUCUACAGAGGAAGGAAUGUUCCCUCAAAUCAUUUCUGUGGUGGAAGAACAGAAGUCAAGAGAGAAACCUCAGUCUUCUGCCGAGUCUAAAUCCAAGCGGGACGUGACUGAGAAUAAGGCUGAUGACUCGUAUCCCCUACAGAGCAAAGGCAAUAAGUACUCCUUUGAGUUUUACUUCAAAGUAACGACAGACGAGCAGCAAGGCCUCUACAACUUCUACUUCCACAACUGCUUCUCCGCUGCUGCCAACCAGGAUGCGUCUUUACCGAACACACUCACUUUCAGCAUCGACAUCAACAUAGAGGAGAAGAAUCCGGACAGCUUCCUGUCUGCUGGAGAGAUUCCUCUCCCCAAACUCUACAUCUGCAUGUCUGUGUUUUUCUUUCUCAUUGGGACACUGUGGGUCCAUGUUCUUCGCACGCGCAGAGCCGACGUGUACAAAAUCCACUGGCUUAUGGCAGCUCUUCCAUUCACCAAGUCUCUCUCGCUCAUUUUCCAUGCUAUUGAUUACUAUUACAUCUCCAACCAAGGCUUUCCUAUUGAAGGCUGGGCCGUGGUCUACUACAUUACACACCUGCUGAAGGGGGCACUGCUGUUUAUCACUAUAGCUUUGAUAGGGACUGGCUGGGCCUUCGUCAAACACAUCCUCUCAGACAAGGACAAAAAGAUCUUCAUGAUUGUCAUCCCCUUACAGGUCCUGGCAAACGUGGCGUACAUCAUCAUCGAGUCGACAGAGGAAGGCUCCAGUGAGUAUGGAUUAUGGAUGGAGAUCCUGUUCUUGGUGGACCUGCUGUGCUGUGGAGCGAUCCUCUUCCCCGUCGUCUGGUCUAUCAGGCAUUUACAAGAGGCAUCAGCAACUGAUGGGAAAGCUGCCAUCAAUCUAGCUCAGCUGAAGCUUUUCCGGCACUACUACGUGAUGAUCGUGUGCUAUAUUUAUUUCACCCGUAUCAUCGCCAUCCUCAUCAAGGUCAUCGUCCCCUUCCAGUGGAAAUGGCUCUAUCAGCUGCUGGAUGAACUGGCCACUCUGACCUUCUUUGUCCUGACGGGCCACAAGUUCCGUCCAGCUUCUUCCAAUCCCUACCUGCUGCUGUCUGUGGAGGAGGAGGAGGACAUGGAGAUGGAUGAUGUGGUAACUACAUCCACAGCCAUGGGGGAAGGCAUGAAAAAGGUGAAGAAGGUGUCAAAUGGAUCAUCUGAGGAGCGGGAGAGCAUGGCAUGAUGGGAAAUGUAGUCCUUCAGGGAUGUGCCUGGACUUCACGGCUAAUUAUGACAUUGUGGGCAUUCUAACAUUCACUUGUGGAGGACAUGGUGAAAAUUCCCACUGGAUGUGCUCAUGCUGGGACGUGGUGUAAUCUCUCUGUAAAUGUUCUACAGCCAGUAUAAAGACUCACUAACCUCCUGUUCUCAGUAGUUCUAAUGGAAAUGCUUGGUGCUGUGCUUUGUCUACAGUUGAUUCGGGUUGUGUUGCUUUUAUUUAUUUAUUAUUGGUUUUUUUUUAAUUUAAUUCUGUCUUCUUUUUUCUGGCACUUUAUCCAACACACUCUGAGCAAAUCGCAAGUUACUGUGUAGUGUCACUAUGCAGAUUCCUCGGUACUCCAGAGCCUUGUGUUUAUUUACAGGUCUUACAAAUUUGAUUUGAGUUACUUUUCACUGAAAGUGGAAAGCUAUUUCCUGUAUAAAUGUACAGAGCUGAGACAAUUGUACAGACAAGAUUUCCUAUCCUAAAGGAUGAACCCUGACUUUGUCAUGUUUUCAGUGGCAGGUUGUCAUUUUUAUUUGGGGAUUAAUAAUGUUAUAUGGAAGAAUUUAUGCGUUUCCUGGGUGGAUGUUGCAAAUAAAUGCACUGUAUCUUUCAAGAGUAUCGGUAAUUUUAAUAAUAUUUGAAAUCGCAAAUAUUAAGUCAUCAGUAACCGUUAUAAAAAUAUUUUGCUUAUUUUCAGAAACCUGUGAGCUAGAUAAAGUGAUGAUAUAUUCUCAGUAUUAAAUUGUGCAAUGGUUUGAUUUCUGUUGAAUUGUCUUUUUUUUUUUUUGGUCUGAAAUUGAAAGAUAAAUGGAUGAUGUUCCAAUCUGUGUGAGGGCGAGCAGAUAUCAGGGACAAAUGUCUAAUCAAUCAGUCGUCUCUAAAACACAGUGUAGUUGAAGAGCGUCAUUAUAUUCAUUUUCAUGUCACAUUGAAAAGAUUCUGGAUGACACAAAUGGAUGCUCUUCGUCAACCACAUGAGAUGGUUUAACACUUGUUAAUAAAAGCCUUUAUGUCCUGUGCUCAUGUUUAUAUGGAAUAUCACUGCUCAUUCUUACUGUAUAGAGAUCUUGCAGUCACGUGACCGGAAAGUACACAGCCGCCAUCUUGUCGGUAAAAAACACCGCUGAAUACUACUGCACUCGUGUACAGAAUGGAUCAAUUUCAACCGACGGACUACACGGCUCAUUUUUCUAAUGAACAGAUAACUAGAUAUAUGUCUAAAAUAAAUGAUCUACAGAUUAGUGACCCUUAUGGCUUACCGGACGGAGUUUUCACGACCGGAUUUUGAACUGCCAGCAGAAUACCCAGACGUGUAUAAUUACCUCAUUAACUUUCCCUCGCUGUUCAGUGGUGAAGCACUGCGUGCCUAUAAAUCUCUGGACAGUUAUCUUUACAGAAAUUCAGGAUUUGUCAGCGACUCAGAUGUGGCAUCUUGUAAACAAGAAUCCUCAUUGAAUGGGUAAGUCACUUAAGUAUUGAGUAUAGCACUGACCAGCCGAUUAUAGAAUAGAAUAAGGUAAUUCCAGCUGUAAUUCCAAAUCGUCCGUGUUGUUUACAUGGAUCUGGCGUUGGAGAGAGAGAGGCUUGGCAGUGGAGGCUUGAGUGGCUGUUUUCUGAGCUUAGUCAACAGGCCGCUCUGCCUGCAGCCUCGCUUUUGCUUCCGCUCCCGGCGCCGCCUCCUUCGCUUUGCUUCCGAUAACAAUCCACAGAGACCCCGCUGGUCUCGCUAUCUCGUCCGGAAUGUUGUGCAUGCGAUGGAAAUCGCUACAAACCGUCAUUUUCUGCUGGAAACCAAUGUCCAGUAAGUCCAUACAGUUGUAGUGGAUAUUGAAGUCCGGUACAGACGAACAACACGCAAAAAUACACACAAAAAACAUAAAAAUCGUGCACAGGUAGGGAGAGCUUGUAGCCGCAGCCGUUGUAGUAGAAUUGUAUAUAGUAGGGUUUUCCAGAAGAAAAGGUAGAAGUAAAAGCAGAAGUAGAAGGCGGAAAUAUGGCGUUUGACCGACAAGAUGGCGUCUGUCAAAAUCUGGAUCGGCUGUGACGUCACAUGCAAGUGCUCCAUUGAAGGUUUUAAAAGAAAAUAUCUAAUUUGGCUUCUUCAGCAUAAGGGCUGAUGCAUAAUUAAAGUCCACUUUUUCAAGACAUUUUGUUGAACAAAAUAUUGGCGUGUAUUUAAAAAUUACCAUUGGCUUUUAGCUGCUACAUUCCAAAUGCAACAAUAAUUACACGCCAGCUUUUCUCCUUGCUUGUGAUUACUACAGAUUUUACCACUGGAUGUUUUGUAAGGUCUGAUAUUCACAUCCUUCUCAAAUUUUCAGGGUAAUGGUUAAAAUCAG